CCCUCCCCCCUUCCCCAUGCGCUCACCGGCCUUCCUUUGUCUCUUUGUUUCAAUCCCUAACUUCUCACCCUUAGUUAGUGUCAAGUGUGUCCCGUAGUGAACAAGGGAACCUACCUCAUAACUACCAUGGUGCUUGGAGACGUCCCCUCACGCUUAGAGACACAGGAAUCGCUAUAGGAGGAGGAGGAGGAGGAGGAGAAAGGCAGAAGAGGAAGAGGAGGAGGAGGAGGAGGAAGAGGGAGAAGGAGGAGGAUUAUUUUCUCCUUCUUUCCCUUUCCCUUUCCCCUUUUUUUGUUUUAAUUAGGUGGAGGUGGAAAUAUGGUUUGUCAGAGGAUGAUAAUCAUGGGUUGGCCCGGGUCAUACUGGGUCAGCGUCUGUCACGUGAUCUUGCUGUCUACCGGCGUGACCCUUGCUCUGACCACGCAGGAAGGUGGAACGGUGCUCCACGAGGUGCUGGCGGGACGGCAGGUGUAUGUUUACCGUUCCUAUAAGGACGUCCAGAUCUUCCACUUUUCUGUGCCACCUCAUGUCUCCGUUGCGCACUUCAACUUCACAGCCAAUGACACCCUUGCUUGCGAUGCCCGUAACAUUACUGCCUUUCUGCAGGCCCAAAGCUACCCUGUGGUGAACCCCGAUGGUGCAGAGUUUCCAUCUGGCAUGUGGAUCAACCGGUCGCAUGUCUAUGAGGUGCACCUGCGCUCGGACCUUAAGCCAGCCCUACUCUCCGUCCCUUUCCCUGUUGCUGGGGAUUGGUUCAUGGUGGCCUUUAUCAAUGAUACAUCCAACCGCAUAACUCAGGCUGGCCUAUUUCCAUCGUGCCACUCGUGGUUGCAGAGCGAGGUGGAAUAUCGGCAGGAGGACCAGAUUACCACCGUUGUGCCUGAGAUCCACUCCCAUCAAGAGAUUCAGCUCUACCAGAAAGUGGAAGGCUCUGAAUAUUAUAGAUUUUAUGUGCCGUCGUCUACAUGGCUUGUGGUUGUGAAUAUCAGCAAAUGCGUUGUGUUGGAUGAGGGAGAAGGGUCUCCUUCUUGCCCCAUAGAUAUAGGCUUCCGAACAAGAGCCUUGCCUGACCCAAAUUCUACAGACACAGUGGUUCACAACUGUGCUGAUGAUGGUGAGGUGUGCACACUUGAGGUUGUCCCAGAGGAAGAGGCAUGGCACUAUAUUCAGCUCAGCACACAUCAAGCUGCUGUCCAGCUAAGCAUGGCUGUCAAAUUCUAUAUGUGUGAUGAACAAGGUGGAAGCAGUUACCACUUGCUGAGUCGAUUGUACCUGAACCAGCUGUGCAGUGAAGGGAGCAGCAUGCAAAACCUCCCCAUGAUGUCCAAUGACACAGCCAAUGAGGUAAACAGCACAAUUGAAUCAGAAGAGAAUGCUGACAAUAUGGAGUCACGUCGCAUUCUGUUCAUGCCGUCAGUGAAGAGAAAGAGGAAUCUGCAAGAUAGUUGUUGGCCGAGGCAUAAUUUAGUGAAAAAGACGUUUGGGGGGAACUUUGUCUUCGAAUUUGACCUUCCGCCAGACGAGAAUGGAUCAGUUCCCCUCUUACUGAAUAUCACCAAUGACUCCCCUACCCUUCUCACCUUCAACUUAGAGCCCAUCAUAGACAUCGGUGGAACACUUUCUGUGGAGCUGGCUGUUUCACCGUUCAUGAACAUAACUCUCCACAACUUCACUGUGGAUGCUUGUGUGAGCCAUGGCAAGCGCAAAGAGCCUAAUCUUGAUGUAGAUGCUGAGUUCAAGUGUCCUCGUGGUCACAGCCUCCAUGUCAACACCUCGAGCCUGUCUGCAGCUGCCACUUCAGUCCUGAUUCCGUUCCCUGAGCCCGGGCCAUGGUACCUAACCCUCCGUUCGGGUUGCUACCUCUCAAAUGCAAGUGAGGUGACAGAAUGUACUGUUAACGAGACUACAGUGCUCUUCAGCAUCACAUCAGCUUCAUGUCUGCAUGGGAAAUGUGGCAGAUAUGGGUCUUGCUAUCAGUAUAUUUCUGGGGGCUUCAUAUUUUCUACUUGUGUCUGUGAUGCAGGCUACCGUGGGUGGGCAUGCACAGACAAAUCACAAGCCAUGGCUAAUUGGCAACUGAUCCUGGCUACACUGCUGCUUACACUGUCGAAUCUGUUCUUCCUGCCGGCAAUCAUCCUGGCACUGAAGCGACGAUACUUUGCAGAAGCUGUGGUUUAUGCCUUCACCAUGGUCUUCUCAACGUUCUACCAUGCUUGUGACCAGCAGCCGUACAACUUCUGCCUGAUGCGCUUGAGUGUCAUGCAAUUCUGCGACUUCUAUUCUGCCAUCCUCUCCUUUUGGGUCACCCUCAUCGCUAUGGCUGACCUGCCCCACUCACUCUACUCGUUCCUCCACGUGGCUGGUGCUCUGGUGGUUGCCUUGGGAGUGGAGUAUGACCGAACUGGACUGUGGGUGUUUGUUGUCCCUUCGGCCUCAGCCUUCUUAAUUAUGGUCGCCUCAUGGGUAUGGCACUGCAAACACCUGCACAGUUGCUAUCCAACCAAGUGGUAUUGGCUGACGUGUCUUCUGCCAGGAGUGCUCCUCUCUGCUACUGGCCUCUUCUGCUACGCUUUCCUAGAGACCCAUGACAACUACUACUAUGUGCACUCAGUCUGGCACGCGACUAUGGCCCUUGCGAUCCUCUGCCUUUUGCCUCCGCGGAGAGAAAAAGAUGAGAGAGGCGAUGGUGAGGAGGUGGAGCCACUGCCUGUUUGCGAGGCCCAGCCCCACUUUAUAGAGGCGCAGGUGUACUCUCCUGUCCCCUAGGCCAACCACCCCAAAGUCUCGCUCGUCCCCAGAUUCCCCGCAUUGAUUUGACCCACGUGUGACCUUCUCACCCUGACCUUCCCCUCUGCCAGUGCCCCUUGCCACUUCUUCACCACAUCCUGCUCUACCUUGUCUGUCCCUAUAGCGGGUCUUGAUAUUUCGCCCUUGUCUCUUCUCCAUUUUCCUCCCCAUUCAUUCUCAAAUUCCCAGUUCUUGCUUUUCAUUUUAUCAAAUGGAUAAUAGUCCAUUGGAUAUUGGGUGUCGAAUUCAUGCCGUAUAUGGUAAUGAUUACAUCUAGUGCAUUCAUAAACUGUAUGGAGUUAUAUUGAUUUUUAAACAUAUUGAUACAUAAUUUUCUUGAACAGUAUAAUAUCUGCAUGCAUGUGUGCACACACAAGUGUAUGUGUGGUCACACAGACACUCACACACACACACAUGCACACACACACACACACACACACACACACACACACACACACACACACACACACACACACACACACACACACACACACACACACACACACACACACAUACACAUACGUACCCACAUACAUCCACCCACCCACCCAUCCACCAUAUUCAUACAUAUGAUAGGUUCUUUAAAAGUUGACAUGUAAAUAUUUAUCAGCUGUUUCCUUUAUUGUUCAUGUCACAAUCAAAUGUUACUUUAGUAUUAAAACAAAAUAUUUGUAAAAUAGUAACAGAAUGCGGUGGGCUCUCACAUGUGGAUUAUGCAUGUGAACAUUUUCUACUACCUCAUAUAAUUAAAAAGAUUUAAAAAAAAAAUCUCUUUCUCUGUGAAACUUCAGUUGGUCUCAGCGCUACCUAGGACUAAGUUCCUGUAAACUCAUGUCUUCAUUUCUUGCUUGCCUUAGUUUUGUAUUUGGCAGAGCUGACAAUUUAGAAUGAACAUGCCAGGUAUAACGGUCGCAAUUUCCGUGUUAAGAUAAUGAAUAAGACGUGAAGACUGUUCACAUGUCUAUAAAAGAAUUUAGUCUGUAAGCUACAGUAUUUUGUAGAUGGAAAAGUACAAAGUCCCAUAUUUUGUGCAUUUUUAUAUUUUGUUCUUUUGUAGAGUAAGUAUGAUAAACUCAGUAUUAGCUUGUCACUGAAAUUGACCUGAAAAGGUUAAGGAUGUCAGUAUUUAGAAGGUACUCAAUUAUUAUUUUGCUCUUUUUGUAAAUAUGCCACAUACCCAAAAAGGAACAGCUUAUUUAUAAACUAUUACUAAAUAAAUUAACAAACAACUAAAGUAUCAGGAGUGUUACCCCCCAAUGUGCUAAAGAUUUUUUUGUUUCCUGUGUGUUCAAAACAAACCUUGAUCUGGCUGGGUCGGUCACCACGGUUGGCAGGCCUCCUCACCAAUGGCUUUCGGUAUGUCUCCACCCUCUGACAGACAUUUUCAUCCUAAAUUCCAGGCUUCCUCUCUGUGACCCACCCAACCUCGGAGCCUAACCUACAGGCCUACAGGAUAACCACUUUGCAUGCUUCCUCACCCUAAUGUGGAGUGGUUUACCCUUUAUCCUCCAUGAGCUAAUAGAGGGCAGACGGUGCGGCCUGGCUCGCUCAUCCUUUCCUGUGACACCACUCGGCUUGCAUGGCUUGUUGGGGGAAUCCCUCCUUUCCUGCAGGUGGUAGAGGGGUCAGGUAGUCAGGCUUUCUGCCUUGUCUCCAAAAACAUGCAUCUCUUGGAGGUGGCUUGGCUUCUCUUGUGUGGUGGUGCUAACACUGCUGUUUGUUCUCCAGUUUCCCAGUCUUUUGUAUCUCAUACUUACCUUUUCUUUUUUUCUUACUCCUGUGCCCUGAUGACAUAACUUAGUUCAUCAGAAAUCUCUCUCUCUCUCUCUCUCUCUCUCUCUCUCUCUCUCUCUCUCUCUCUCUCUCUCUCUCUCUCUCUCUCUCUCUUCCUUGCAUUCCAAUUCUUCUGACUAACUUCUUUGUCCUCUGUCUCUUCUCUGUCCCCACUGUUGUCUCUCGCACCACUCUCCUCUCCUUCCCUCUCAAUUCUCUCCUCUUUCUUCUUGCUGCUCUCAGUCUGUAUAUUCCACCAGUUACUAACCUUUUCAUUAAAAACAAUAUUUUAUGUACUCCACCUAGACAAAAUAAAAGUUCCAAGUGAAGUGUUUUCAUUAUGGCAUAAGAAUUUUAUUCACAGGAAGAUCCAGCAUGUAGACGUAUAAGUGAAACUGUAAAAAUGUAUCUUGUUUAUUUUUAGAUUCAAAACAUUUUAGAAAUUUAGAAAUGGUCAUUUGCUAUUUACUGCUUGAUUUUCAGUAGAAGAUUGUGACCUUUUUUGUAUUUAUUGUACAUAGAGAAAAUGCUUAGAAUUAGGAAUAUUUUUUCUGCCAGUAUGUGCGCAAAGUACCGUCUUGGGUACAUCGAUUGCAGCAGCUGGACCUGUCUUAUAAUGAGGCCAACAAAGAAUUUAACAAGAUGCCAAAAUGAGAACAGACAACUAACUGUUUAGUACCCAAAGACUAAAAAGUACAAUGUGUGAUGUAAUUAGCUAUUUUGAGCUUUCAUGUAACAUAUAGGUAUUAAAAAACAAGGGACUCAGGGAGUCAGAAGGGUGAAAGUUAGUUGAAGAGUUGAUGCCCUAAGUUUGAUUGCAGUCCUCCCUCCCUCCUCCCUUCCCUACCCCCCAUUUUGUAAAGUACAGCACAACCAAUGCGUCUUGUCAUCACAAGCAACAUCAGAAUAGCAUAUGUCAUCACACAUAUCUGUUGUCCAUCUUUGGUCUCAAUAGUGUUCAAUGAACAUUCCAUCCACAGGCUUGCUUAACCCAGACUAGUUUAGUUGCUUGGAAAUGUUAGCAUAAGAAGGAAUGGAUGUAGGAUAACAGCAUUGUCUUUUUUUUUCUCUCUCUCUCUCUUUUUUCAGUUAGAUCAGUUGUUUGUAACUUGGCUGCAGAUCCAAGACCUAGGUAAUCUGUGAGCUACAGGAUUUACCAGCAAAGAUUUUUUCUUGCUAUUUACUAACGUCUGAAAUGCUUUAUAUCUUGCUAGUCUGAAAUGAUGAAUGGAUUGAUCGGGAGGCUUUUGGUGCAGCCGGUAUUUUGGAUUUUUGGAAACGUUGACACGUUGCCUACAAUUGGUGUUUUGAUGUCUGUAGUGGACUUUUAGAAGAUAUUGCCUAAUAGAUGUAGUUUUCUACUUAUAAUUUAUACAUUUUCCUUGUAAACAAAGAAGAAAGGAUAAAUAGGCCUGCAGUUUCGACUGUGAUUUUAUUAUGGUUAUCAUUUUCUAGAUAUAUACAGAGAUUUAUAUUGUUGUUUGUAGACACAGCCAAAGCUGAAAGAGUGUAUGUCUCACAAAUUACAGUAUACUUUGUAGUCAUACUGAUGAAAUGUAAACGUGUUCCGUGUGCGUAUAACUGAACAGAAAGUAUGAGUAUAACCUGUAUAGGAUAAGUUCCACCAAUCCUUUAUUUCUGUAUGCUUUCUGGUUGCCUGGGAAGAGUCCUCUGUGAAUUUAAUUGAUUUUGAGAUAUAUGAGGUAAUUCAGAACUUGCUAGCUACCUGUACUAGUCAUUUGAACAGUAUCAAAUAGUUUUGAUGAUUAUGAACUUCAAGAUCACAAAGCUUAUGUGUAGACUGAUCAUUGUAUGUGAGUUUCAGUAAGUGAGAUGUGAUAGCAACCCAGGCCUACCAAGUGGGCAUUAAUUUUAGGCAUUAUAUCUUAUAAGCAUUCAUAUAUUCAUUAUUUAUUUAUUUGCACCAUUCUGUACCUGCCUCAUGGAGUCAUUCUUGUGUAAAGAGUCAAAAGCGCACAUGCGUGUGACACACACACACACACACACACACACA
Penaeus monodon (black tiger shrimp) is the source of this 6574-nucleotide messenger RNA. Its product is annotated as post-GPI attachment to proteins factor 6-like. The transcript has 15 exons. The record is from RefSeq and is a predicted model, not a curated record. The coding region runs from base 319 to 2766 and encodes 815 amino acids. Gene Ontology annotation, cellular component: plasma membrane. Lineage: Eukaryota; Metazoa; Arthropoda; Malacostraca; Decapoda; Penaeidae.